AGGGUUUCCUCUUUUAACAUCUCUAGGGUUUUUCUUCUUUGUUAUGUACCGGAGAUGGUGAAUUGAAAAGGGAAAAACGCUAUUGAGAGCUUAUUGUUAGGUUGUUUCCUCAGGUUUUUGUAGAUCUGAGGUUGCUAUUUUCGAAUUUCUUCGCAAGGAGAUUCUUUCUUUUUUGUUUUCUCAAUUUUGUUGUUGUGUGAUCGAUCAUACGUACGUAGCUCCAUUUCUGGUGGAGAAGAAGAGAAAUGAGCGCUUCGAGGUUCAUAAAGUGUGUCACCGUUGGCGACGGAGCUGUUGGUAAAACCUGUUUGCUGAUUUCUUACACCAGCAACACUUUUCCUACGGAUUAUGUACCGACUGUUUUCGAUAACUUUAGCGCAAAUGUGGUUGUUAAUGGAGCCACGGUGAAUCUGGGACUAUGGGAUACCGCAGGGCAGGAGGAUUAUAACAGAUUAAGACCUUUGAGUUACCGCGGUGCUGAUGUUUUCAUCUUAGCAUUCUCUCUUAUCAGUAAGGCUAGUUAUGAGAAUGUGUCCAAGAAGUGGAUCCCAGAGCUGAAGCACUAUGCCCCUGGUGUCCCAAUAGUUCUUGUUGGAACCAAACUAGAUCUUCGGGAUGACAAACAGUUCUUCAUUGACCACCCUGGCGCUGUACCUAUUACCACUGCUCAGGGAGAGGAGCUGAAGAAGCUAAUUGGAGCUCCUGCAUACAUCGAGUGCAGUUCAAAAACACAGGAGAACGUGAAAGGUGUAUUUGAUGCAGCGAUCCGAGUGGUUCUUCAACCUCCAAAGCAGAAGAAAAAGAAAAGCAAAGCACAAAAAGCCUGCUCCAUUUUGUAAUUUCUCUACGUUUUCCUAUCUCUCUCUGUCUCAUCCACUCUUCUUCUAGUGAAGGCUUAAAAAUUGUUCCAGAGUUCGUUGUGAUAAGCUCUCUUAAUCCUAAAAGAACCGAUUACUUCUGUUUUACUGAUGAAUAGUUUCCAGCUUUAGCUGAGACCUAAUAUUGCACUUA
Molecule: messenger RNA, 1011 nt
Organism: Arabidopsis arenosa
Lineage: Eukaryota; Viridiplantae; Streptophyta; Magnoliopsida; Brassicales; Brassicaceae
Source: the annotation of a GenBank genome assembly